AUGAAACUGAGAGACAAAGAAUUAGAGGAGGAAAGAGAAAGGGAAAGAGAAUUGGAGGAAAAUAUAACUCAAGAUAGCCCAACAACAGAGAUCAUUAAGCACUUUUCACACCACCAUCCUCUGAUUUAUCUUGUCUUAGACUAUAAACAGUUUGUGUGUAAUGUUUGUAACUGCAAGGGGCGUGGAAAGAGAUACCAUUGUGCCCAAUGCAACUUCGAUCUGCACAAGAUUUGCGCGCAGAGCCCCAUCAUCUGGCUCUUACACCAGAUGCCCCCUGAAGAGAUUGAGAAGUUUGGGAUCCUCCAUGACAUCGUUGAUACUUUUGCCCAUCCCCAUCACUUGGUGAUUGCAGAGUACAAACAGCGGCCUUUCAGAUGCAACCAUUGCAAAAAUGUAGGGGAUGGUCUAAGGUAUUAUUGUGAUGCAUGUGAUUUAAUGUUCCACCAGGUUUGUGCUCAGCACCCAACCAGGUUAUCAUCAUACCUGCACCCCCAGCACGAACUUGAACUCAAGCUCAGGCCACAGGGAAAAAGUUGUGAACUAUGUGGAAGCAAAGGGAAGGCCAAGAACAAUCGAAUGUAUAUGUGCAAAGAGUGUGACUUCUAUAUGCACCCUCAGUGCAGCCAGUUGCCACUCUACUUGCUUCACCCGCUACACCCUCCACAUCCACUAAUUCUUAAGAGAUCAUGCAGUGAUUAUCGUUGCUCUGCUUGUUCAAAUUGGAUGACAAAUCAAUCUAAGUACAGUUGCACACGAUGUGGACUUGAUUUUGAUCGUACUUGCAUCAUGGAGAAGUCAAUACUUGGUCUGGGUGAUGAAGUAAGACAGAGUUACACAGAGAAUAUGAUCAAGGUACUUCCAGUAGCAAAUUUAACUUCAUAUGCACCUAUACGAGAUCCUCCUAUAUCAAUUACCUUCUCUAUAUAUACUUCUGUCAUCUUUAGCAGUUCAACGGCCUCAAGCAUAACAGUAAGGGGAAAUAUGUUGUGGGCGGGUGGGAGAGAAAGACACCUACUAAAACUGAAAGACAAAGAACUAGAGGAGGAGAGGGAAAGGGAAAGAGAAUUGGAGAGAAAAUCAGCUCAAGAUAACCCAACAACAAAGAUCAUCGAGCACUUUACCCACUCCCAUCCCCUAAGUUAUGCUGAUAUAGACUAUGCACGAUUUGUCUGUGAUGUUUGUAGUUGCAAGGGGCGCGCAGAGAGAUACCACUGUGCCCAAUGCAACUUUGAUCUGCACAAGACUUGUGCAGAAAGCCCAAUCAUCUGGCUCUUACACAAAAUGCCCCCUGAAGACAUUGACAAGUUUGGGAUCCUCCAUGACAUUGAUGAUUCUUUCGCCCAUCCCAAUCACUUGCUGAAGGCGGAGUACAAACAGGAGCCUUUCAGGUGCAACCAUUGCAAAAAUAUAGGGGAUGGUGUUCGGUAUCAAUGUGAUGCAUGUAAUGAGACGUUUCACGAGGUUUGUGCUCAGCACCCAACCAGGUUAACAUCACACCUGCACCCCCAGCAUGAGCUUGAACUCAAGCUCAGGCCAAGUGGACUAGACAUAAAUUGUGCACAAUGUGCAAGAAAAGGGAAGGCCAAUAAUCGAAUGUACACAUGCUAUGAGUGUAACUUCUUCGUCCACCCUCAGUGCAGCCAGUUGCCACUCUACUUGCUGCACCCGCUGCACCCUCCCCACCCACUGUUACUCAAGAGAUCACGUAGUGAUUAUCAUUGCUCUGCUUGUUCGAGGUGGAUAACAAAUGAAUGUAGGUACAGCUGUACACAAUGCGGCCUUGAUUUUGAUCGUACAUGCAUCAUGGAGAAGUCAAUACUUGGUUUGGGUGAUGUAGUAAGACAGAAUUACACAGAAAAUAUAAUCAAGUUACUGCCAGUUGCAAAUUUAACUUCUUCAUAUGCACCUAUACGGAAUCCUCAUACAGCAAAUAAGUAUGCCAAUGCUUACGAGCUUUCAGUAGAAACUUUGGACGUCUUGUCUGGAGUUAUAGAUCUAGCAUCCAAUUAACCACCCAAUCAAUCUCCAUGUGCUGUCAAUUUUUUUUCCUCUUUUGAAUGAAAAUUUGGAAGUCUGGCAAUUCAGAAACUGUCACAAGAUAUUCGAAAAUUAUGGUAUCAUCUCAAAACAAGAACAUUAUGGGA
Messenger RNA from Beta vulgaris subsp. vulgaris (sugar beet), 2144 nucleotides. RefSeq lists its product as hypothetical. NCBI's taxonomy places the organism in Eukaryota, Viridiplantae, Streptophyta, Magnoliopsida, Caryophyllales, Amaranthaceae. The record is from RefSeq and is a predicted model, not a curated record. The transcript is spliced from 2 exons. Bases 1 to 2010 code for a protein of 669 amino acids.